AUGGCAGACUUCCCAUCCAAGGUUUCCACGGAGACCAGCGUCUCCCAGCCCCACAGCUCCCAGCCGGCAAGGAUGGCCGGCCCCAUCACCGUCCAGUUGGACGUGUCCUUCAUCAAAAGCAUCCCGGGCAUCCUCAUGGUGGUUGAGAUGCUCCUGGGGUUGAUCCAGUGGGCCCUGAUAGCCAGCGUCAACUACGGAUGGGCGCCAGCCUUCAUCUGGGUGAUGUUUGUGGCCGUCGGCCUAUGGAUCACCACCACCAUCCUCUACGUCAUGACGCUGUUCAGCAUCCAACAAAGACUAACGGGUCUCCCGUGGCCCAUACUGGUGAUGGUCUACAACGGCGUCGCCACGGUCCUCUACUUCAUCGCCUUCGUGGUCAACGCAGCUUUUGUGAAUGGUUUCUUAUGGGCCGCUUAUUCACACAUGGCAGCUGCUGCCGCCUUUGGUGCUUUCGUGACCUUGGCGUACGGUGCCAGCACUUUCUUCUCCUUUCUGUCCUGGAGGGAAGACGGAGGAAGCCCACCCACCACCACAGUGCCGACCUAA
This is a messenger RNA of Stegastes partitus (bicolor damselfish), 546 nucleotides long. RefSeq names its product plasmolipin (gene pllp). Gene Ontology annotation, biological process: myelination. Gene Ontology annotation, molecular function: structural constituent of myelin sheath. The transcript has 4 exons. The record is from RefSeq and is a predicted model, not a curated record. The coding region runs from base 1 to 546 and encodes 181 amino acids. Lineage: Eukaryota; Metazoa; Chordata; Actinopteri; Pomacentridae. Gene Ontology annotation, cellular component: membrane.